CUUGCCUCCCUCUCCCCGGUACCUCCGCACCACUUCCUUUCCUUUCUCUAGGCGCUUAUAAUUUCCUCUGAGAACUGUCGAGGGUCUGCGCGUUUACCUCUUCAUUGCACAAUUCAGAGCCUCUGGUUGUCUUCACGGAUUCUGGACAUGGCUCUUCGACAUUUCACACUGCCUCGGCAGUUAAUGCGACCGAGGGUUCGCAGCCCGCUUGGUUACCGCAAAGAUUUCAGAGCUGGCCUCGCAACAGCAGUGCCUCCCGUCACUCAGGAUUCGACCGGCUCCAAGGGCCCGACCGCAAUGGUGUUUCUGAACAUGGGGGGACCGUCGACGACGGAUGAGGUGGAGGACUUUCUAAGCAGGCUAUUUGCGGACGGCGAUUUGAUUCCCCUAGGACGACUCCAAUCCUACAUUGGCCCCCUCAUUGCUCGGAGAAGAACGCCCAAGAUCGUUAAGCAAUACUCGGACAUUGGAGGCGGCUCGCCGAUCAGAAAGUGGUCGGAGUAUCAAUGCGAAGAGAUGUGCAAAAUCUUGGACAAAUUGAAUCCCGAGACCGCACCCCACAAGCCUUACGUGGCAUUUCGCUACGCACAACCGCUGACGGAACAAAUGUACACCCAACUUUUCGAGGACGGAUUUGGAAACGGGAAGGGCGGUCGGGCUGUCGCCUUUUCGCAAUAUCCCCAGUAUUCUUGCUCUACAACGGGAAGCUCGCUCAACGAGCUGUGGAAAUGGCGAAACCGUCUCGAGGGCGUCAGGGCAAAUGGCAACGCGGAUCCCUCCGGGGCGAUUCAGUGGAGUGUCAUUGACCGGUGGCCAACUCAUUCCGGACUGGUGGAGGCGUUCGCACGGAACAUUGAAGACCAGCUCAAGACCUACCCCGAAGACAAACGGAAGGGGGUGGUUUUGCUAUUCUCCGCGCAUAGCCUGCCCAUGAGCGUUGUGAACCGAGGUGAUCCGUACCCGGCCGAAGUUGCUGCAACCGUUCAUGCAGUCAUGCAGCGACUUAAUUUUAGCAACCCUUACCGCUUGUGCUGGCAGUCCCAGGUGGGACCCAAGGCUUGGCUUGGGGCCCAGACGAGCGACACGGUCCAGGAGUAUGUCAAGCGUGGGCAGACAGACAUCGUCCUGGUGCCGAUUGCCUUCACCAGCGAUCACAUCGAGACGCUGUAUGAGCUGGACCUCGAGGUGAUGGAAGAGGCGAACCACCCCGGUGUCAAACGAGCCGAGAGCCUGAACGGAAACCCGGUUUUCAUCGAGGCCCUUGCAGACAUCGCCCAGAAGCACCUGCAAAAGGAUGAGAAAUGCUCGUUGCAGAUGACUUUGCGCUGCCAAGGGUGCCGAAGCGAGAGGUGUCUGGAGCAGAAGAAAUUCUUCGCCGGGGAAAACACCGCGUCGCUUGUCGCUUGAAAGUCGUAUCUCUCCUUGUGGGCUUUAAAAGGGCCAUAGAUUUGGAUUUGUAUAUAUACAGGGGAUCUGGGGAUUCAUGUCCGGCGUUUUUGGUUUCUGUCAUAGUGUAAGAAUCGACUUCAGGCUUGUACAAUAGGAAGCAAUCGACAUGGAUUUGGUAAAGGGUAAACAUGGCAAUUCUAGGCAUGACG
Messenger RNA from Aspergillus steynii IBT 23096, 1598 nucleotides. RefSeq names its product ferrochelatase HEM15. Gene Ontology annotation, molecular function: protoporphyrin ferrochelatase activity. Bases 148 to 1407 code for a protein of 419 amino acids. The record is from RefSeq and is a predicted model, not a curated record. The transcript is spliced from 3 exons. NCBI's taxonomy places the organism in Eukaryota, Fungi, Ascomycota, Eurotiomycetes, Eurotiales, Aspergillaceae. Gene Ontology annotation, biological process: heme biosynthetic process.